AUGCUUCCUCAGCGAAUGAAGAAAGCCGUUACUGAUAACCCUAAAAAGCUCACAAACUUGAUCGAUCUCGUUAACCUUCCUCCCACUCUCAGAGACUUCGUCGGAUUGGAGAAUUUAAACUUCGGCGACUUCAAGUUCGCUUCCGUUCCCAAUCAACCACUCCCUUCCACCUCCGGUUGGGGCAACUUCGUCAACCAUUCCAAUCACAUCAAUGGCACCACCGUUUCAAAACCCUCUGAUCCAUUUACAGUUUCCCCGGAUCCCCUCGGGAAAACCGCAAACAAAGCUCGCGGAGCUAUUCCGCUUUCAAUCUUCGGCGAGGAAGAAGAUGAUGAACCUGUUUCUGAUUCCAGUUCCAAUGAUUUUUUCUCCAACGGUGGUGGUGCUGUUGUGAAAAAGGGAUCCGAUUCGAAUGGUUCCGUUGGAAUUAGUGAUUUGAUUUCCAAUUUGUAUCAUCAGCAAAACGGAUCAGCUUUGAAAUCCAAUGUCGGCUCUACCAGUCCGAAGAAAUCGAGUGUAAACGAUUUGAAUCAGGAUGAGGACGACGACGAGGACGAUGGAUGGGAAUUCAAGUCUGCGGAACGGGAAACUGUAAAUGAAAACUUCAAUGUUAAGGUUGAAACGCCCAAGCAUGGUAACAGUGCAGUUGGAGCUGGUGCUUUGUUAGACUCAUCUGACAAAGUUGGUGAACGGAACCUGGGGUUUAAGUUCAGUCCUAUUUCUACAUCUCACAGCCUACAGCUAAGUCCGAAAGGUGAAUCAAAUGAAAAUGGAGCUGGGUUUACCAUGUUCAAUCAAACUUUUGGGAAGUUGGCAAAUGCACAUUCAUGGCCAGGAUCAAAUCAAACUUUGAUCUUGGUAAUCUCAUCUAUUGGGUUGAUAUUUUUCAUAGCAUUGUGUUAUCAUCUCAAAAAGAUUCGAGAUCAAAAGAUCAUUCCGCGUUUAAGAUUAUCGCGUGCAGGUCACCCCCCAAAGCUUGAAAGAUUCUCUCAUUACGUAGCUAGGCAAAUGGGGUUCAAGGAUAGGAGAAUCGGUCCUGAUAUAUGUAGAUUGGCUUCUGAAUACAUAAGCAAAUAUGAAGGGUUUGAAGAUGAUAUAUAUGCCUAUUUUGAGAAUGAACCAGAUGCUGAUUCACUUUAUGUCAAGUUGGUGGAAGAGUUUGAGAGAUGCAUUCUUAGUUACUUUGGAUUUCAUUGGAACCAUUGUGACAUAUUGAUAAGUCAGGUUUUGAGCUCGGACAUUUCUGAGCCAAAAAAGAAGCUAAAGAACAUAGUUAUGGUUGCUACUAGGGAUCAAAGGUUCGAGAGAGUUGCCAAGAGUCUGAAGGUGGCUAGUGUUUUUAAUACAUUAGUGGAAGAGAUGAAAGCGAUGGGUAUUGCAGUAAACGAUGACUCUCAAUGUACAGAGGUAAUGGCUCCUGUGGCUCACAGUGAUAGGAGCCCGGUCCUUCUUCUAAUGGGGGGAGACCUAUGGGGGCUCCUGCAGUAUGCAUUAAAAGAAAAAGGAAUUGUAUUUCUUGGGCCUCCUGCAGUAUCUAUGGGGGCAUUGGGAGAUAAAAUUGGUUCAUCGUUGAUCGCUCAAGCAGCCAAUGUGCCAACCCUUCCAUGGAGUGGUUCACAUGUGAAAAUUCCUCCUGAAAGCUCCUUGAUUACUAUUCCUGAUGAAAUCUACCGAGCAGCAUGUGUUUAUACAACAGAAGAAGCAAUUGCAAGUUGUCAAGUUGUUGGAUACCCUGCAAUGAUCAAGGCGUCUUGGGGUGGUGGUGGUAAAGGCAUAAGAAAGGUUCAUAAUGAGGAUGAGGUAAGGGCAUUGUUCAAGCAAGUUCAAGGUGAAGUUCCGGGAUCACCUAUAUUUAUAAUGAAAGUUGCUUCCCAGAGCCGGCAUCUUGAAGUCCAACUGAUUUGUGAUCAGUACGGAAAUGUUGCAGCUUUACACAGCCGUGAUUGCAGUGUUCAACGAAGGCAUCAAAAGAUUAUUGAGGAGGGUCCGAUUACUGUAGCACCCCCAGAAACGGUGAAAGAACUUGAACAAGCGGCUAGAAGAUUAGCUAUAUCUGUAAAUUAUGUUGGGGCAGCUACAGUUGAGUAUCUUUAUAGCAUGGAAACUGGCGAGUACUACUUUUUAGAGCUGAACCCCCGUCUACAGGUUGAGCAUCCUGUUACUGAAUGGAUAGCUGAGAUAAAUCUGCCAGCAGCACAAGUUGCCGUUGGGAUGGGUAUCCCUCUCUGGCAAAUUCCCGAGAUUAGGCGUUUCUAUGGGAUGGAACAUGGUGGAGGGAAUGAUGCUUGGAGGAAAACAUCAGUUUUAGCUACCCCUUUUGAUUUUGACAAAGCACAGUCUACAAAGCCAAAGGGUCAUUGUGUGGCUGUGCGAGUGAUUAGUGAGGACCCCGAUGAUGGUUUUAAGCCUACAGGCGGGAAAGUGCAGGAGCUCAGCUUUAAAAGCAAACCAAAUGUUUGGGCUUACUUCUCUGUUAAGUCUGGAGGAGGAAUCCAUGAAUUUUCAGAUUCUCAAUUUGGACAUGUUUUUGCCUUUGGAGAAUCGAGGGCUUUAGCAAUUGCAAAUAUGGUUUUGGGGCUGAAGGAAAUUCAAAUUCGAGGAGAAAUUCGUACUAACGUUGAUUAUACAAUUGAUCUUCUGAAUGUAAAUUUUUAUCAUGAUGACAAGGUAAUGAAGUUUUGUAAAACAGGUUGA
This is a messenger RNA of Vicia faba (fava bean), 2694 nucleotides long. The record is from the annotation of a GenBank genome assembly. Lineage: Eukaryota; Viridiplantae; Streptophyta; Magnoliopsida; Fabales; Fabaceae.